This is a messenger RNA of Xenopus tropicalis (tropical clawed frog), 1006 nucleotides long. RefSeq lists its product as uncharacterized. The record is from RefSeq and is a predicted model, not a curated record. The coding region runs from base 210 to 851 and encodes 213 amino acids. Lineage: Eukaryota; Metazoa; Chordata; Amphibia; Anura; Pipidae. The transcript is spliced from 2 exons.
UGCUACUAUAGGCACCAUCUCUCCCUACUAUACCUGCUAUCCCACAGCCACACCCCCUUCUCAGAGGCCAUUUUCUCAUUGCUGUUGCUAGUGAGUGGAGGUGCUUUGAGUGUUCUGUGGUUCUGUGACUUUCUCCCAGGCCCAGCUGGGUCUGGGGGUUAGUUUUGUGGGUGCUUUUUUCUUUGUGUUUUUGGUGCUUUCCCUACUCAAUGGGGAAGAAGGCAAUAAAACCUUUUAGCCGGGUAGUGAAGACCCGUUUGGGCAGCAGCAAGAGGGCUGCCGGAUCAAACAUUGUGGUGACUGUGGAGCGCGCUGCAAAGGGCAAUGUUUCCUGCUCUAUUAAAGGAAAGAAUAAGAAAAGUAAAAGUUGUUCCCAAAGCGGCAUUGAGAGUGACUCUGACUCUGUGGAAAUGGACGCCGGUGUUGGAGUAACUGCAGGGAGCUGCGGAGCUGCAACAGAGGCAAACCAGGAGGUGAGAGGAGAGUCUGAUGGCUGCAAAAUGGCUGCUGGCAUUGAGGAGCUUGGAAGCCAUGUGGCAAUGGUGGUUGCAGAGAGCGCUCUGAGUGACCAGGAGAUGGCUGCUGCCUGUGAGGUGCAUGGAAACCGUGUGGCCCAGGACAGUGAGCAGGUAAUGGCUGCCGACCCCCUGGGGAAGGCAGGGGAAGGGCACAAAGUUACUGAGACUGUAAUACAGUAUGACACUAUCAUUAAUGCUUUGAAAGAACUGAGGUGUUUAGAGGAGAAACAAGGCAAAUUAAAUAAAGACAUUGACAGGCUUAUAAAAAAAUCUGAAGUUGGCAAGAGGAGAGAGGAGAACUCUGUAUAUCAGGGAGUUGGCUUUCCACAAUAAGGAGCUGGAAGACACUGAGACUUACAUUAAAGACAUUCUGGCUGUUAUAGAGCCAUGGAAGGAGCUGUAUGGCAACAAGCAGAGAUUUGAACAAAUGAAAGAAGGCAAUAUGACUGCUGAGAGACUGCUAAAAGUUGCAGAACUGCUCAAAGAGA